Molecule: messenger RNA, 987 nt
Organism: Porites evermanni
Lineage: Eukaryota; Metazoa; Cnidaria; Anthozoa; Scleractinia; Poritidae
Source: the annotation of a GenBank genome assembly
AUGAAUGUUAACUCGACAAACGGAACAGAUUCAUGUCUAUUGCCAGUGGCGCAUAUCAUUGCGUUAAUUCCAAUCAAUGUUUUGUCGAUCUUUAUUGGGACGAUUGGAAACACUUUGGUAAUUGCAACGGUCUAUACGAACGUAACCUUGCAGACAAUUUCAAACUUCUGGCUGGCGAGCAUGGCAGUCGCAGAUCUAAUGGUAACAGCUAUUGGUCAACCGUUACUUGUAGCUUUUUGGGGUCUUCAGCUGCAGCGUGAAUGUAACGAACCAGUGUCGGAGACGUUUCGUCUUGUGGGUAACAUGUCCUGUUCUGCCUCAGUACUCCACUUGUGUUUUAUCAGUGUUGAUCGCUGUUUACUUGUUGUUCGACCGAUCGAGUGUAAAAAGAUUCGGACGAUAAGAAGAUUCAAGAUAGUGGUUGCAAUCGCGUGGACUGUACCCGUGAUUUACGGGGUAUUACGCAUGACCAUCGCCAAGAAAGUGACGUCUUACUUUACAGUCAUUGCUGCUGCGCUCUGUUAUCUCACAAUAAUAAUUUGUUAUACCUUGAUCGUCAUUAAAGUGUGGAGUCGAAAAACGGAAACCCUUCGAGCAUCAACAGCUGGUCACGCAAGACACGGUUCGUCACACAUGGUCGAACGCCGCGUGACAGUCACGAUAGCGAUUGUCGUGGUUGUCUUCACAAUAUGUUGGGUUCCCUUAAUGUACCUUCGCUCUGCCUACGCCGAGAGUAAUGUUGGAGUGGCCUACAACUGGGCCAGGACAGUGGCUCUUAGCAAUUCAGCAAUGAAUCCGUGGAUUUACUGUUUUCGUAUGCCUGAGUUUCGUGCUACUUACAAAAAACUGUUAAGAUGUGGGUUUAAAGGUGGCGCCUUCAGAAGUGAUCAUCCGAGUGACCAACAAGUUCUUAACGAACCGCAUUCAAGGAGUAUUUCUAAUGGCACUAAACCACAGUCCAGUAGUUCUGAUGACGCCAAGCUGUGA